Lepidothrix coronata (blue-crowned manakin) is the source of this 1295-nucleotide messenger RNA. RefSeq names its product ribonuclease P/MRP subunit p40 (gene RPP40). NCBI's taxonomy places the organism in Eukaryota, Metazoa, Chordata, Aves, Passeriformes, Pipridae. The coding region runs from base 142 to 1197 and encodes 351 amino acids. Gene Ontology annotation, molecular function: ribonuclease MRP activity; ribonuclease P activity. Gene Ontology annotation, cellular component: ribonuclease MRP complex; multimeric ribonuclease P complex. The transcript has 8 exons. Gene Ontology annotation, biological process: tRNA 5'-leader removal; endonucleolytic cleavage in ITS1 to separate SSU-rRNA from 5.8S rRNA and LSU-rRNA from tricistronic rRNA transcript (SSU-rRNA, 5.8S rRNA, LSU-rRNA); tRNA 3'-end processing. The record is from RefSeq and is a predicted model, not a curated record.
ACCCACAGAUUCCCAGUCCAAGCAGGGAGGGGCUGAGGGGCUCCCUCAGCAGAGAGGGAGGCCUUGGCUGAAGCCUGGCUGCAGGUGGCAACCUGAAAGCCCUCUCGCAUUUUGUCCUUCCUUCUGCCAAAGUGUCAUGUGAUGCAAUGGUCAACUGCUCCAUUGUUUUGGACACCUCAGUGUUGGGAAGUCCAGUUUUGGCAGCUUGCUCUCGUGUCUUUGACUGUUGUAUCUUUUUUGAUCCCGGAAUGUGCCCUGCUACCUGAAGUGCUGAAAAGCACAAUUGCAGAUAUUGGAGAGUACUACCUGGUGAGGAAUUUAUCCAUUCAUGAAUUGGUCGCUCAUGAAUUCAUUGAUGCUUUUGUGAAGAAAGGUUCAUGCUACGCCCUUACCUAUAAUACAAAAAUUGAUCAAGAUAAUACUGCAGCUCUACUACCAAAUGGAAAACUAAUUCUAUCAGUGGAUAAGGAUACUUAUGAGGAACUUGGACUGCAAGGUCGCCCUUCUCGGUACUCUGGCAAAAAAGCAAUGAGAUACAUUAUCACUAUCGACUUGACCGAUGCUGGCUUUCACCCUGAGAGCAAGAAACAUAACAGAGUGCUCUGGGCCUUGAAAGAAAAGAAACCUUUAGAAUUUGACUUUCUACUGGCUUGGUAUAAUACAGGUGCAGAGGGAUCAACACUGAUGUCAUACUUCUCAAAAAACCAAAUACGGGCCCUGAAGCCAAAAAUAACAUUCAGCACAUUAAGGGACUUGCAGUGUCCAGUGUUACAAAGUAAUGACCUACAAGGAAAGCCGGAGGAGUCCUGCAGUACAGAGGAACUCUUUGAAUGGCUGGGUGCUGUCUUGAAUCAAGUUAGCUUAGACAACAAUUCGUCUAGCUUCUUAUCAACCUACUGCUGUCCUGAGCCCAACACAGUGGUGGAAAAAGCUUUCUUGUGCACAAUCACAGGUUUUAUAAUUCCUGAGAAGAUAAUUCAGUUAUUGGAGCAGCUGUGUUGCUAUUUUGGUGAACCAAAACUGGCUUACUGGCUGACCUUAACUGUGCAUGGCUUUGCAGACAGCCCUGUUUCCUGGAGAGAAAGUGAACACGGUUUCCACAAAGGAGGAGAGAACUUGUACAACUUUGUAAUUUUUAGGAAUCUGGACUACUGGCUUCAGAUGGCUGUAGGAGCUCAUGAUGAUUGUCCUCCAUAAAGCUACAUCUACAGAAGCAGUUUUCUAAUAAUCCCAUGUUACUGAUAGAAACCUAAUAAAAUAUUUUUUAUCAAAGUAGUUACGUAACAGAUUAAGUA